ACAUCCAACACCUGAACGAACAACCACGAUGCAGGCAGCACGACGACUGUUGGCAGGCGGCCGACGCUUUGCGUCCACCCAUGUUGCUGAGAGCGCUGGCAAGCACGACGAGUCCAGCUUCCUCACCUACAAGUUUGGCUCCCUCCUCGCGCUGCCUCUCCUCAGCUACAUGUUCUACAAGCAAGUCAUUGCCGCGGAACACAUUGAACCACCGCCAUUCGUUGACUACGACCACCUUCGCAUCCAGAAGAAGAAGUUCCCUUGGGGCGACGGCCGCAAGUCGCUCUUCUACAACCCCCACACACAAGGAACGCCGGAGGAGCAUCACGAAGAGCACACCUCGGAGGAGCAGGGCUCCUUGACCAAGGCGAUGGCCGAGCAUCUUGGGUCGCGCGGGCAGGAGGAGAUUCGCAUGCAGCACGUGGCUGCGGUGCGUGAGGCCGGUGCAAAGGUUGUCCGCGGCGACACUAUGCCCGUCUUCACCUCCCCACAGGUGCUUCCCGAGAACCCAAAGGCGUUCCACGAUCCAAAGCGCAGCUCCUAGCGCCGCCAGCUGUCAUUCCACCCCCUUCUUCCCAGAUGUCGUGACAAUGUGAUUUCCUGGGGGGGGGGAUGGUGUUUUUGCUCUUGCACGUGUGCAUGUGUUUAUGCGUGCGUAUGUGUGUUGAUGUGUUUUGUGUUGUUGUGUUUAUGUGUGUGUGCAUGUGUGCAGUGGUCUUGUUGACUUGUUUUGCCAAUGUCAGUGCAGGUCGUGGUGUAUUUGGUCGUGAAUUGAAGUGUUCAAUGUGUCUCCUUCACCCAACAGGCCAUUGCCACACAGAGAGACAGACAGACAGAGACAGAGAGAGGGAUGCUGUGCAGCAUCACUCCACCUACACAGUCAAAACACGUGACAUCAAGAGCAGCACCAACGCAGCAGUGCAACAUACACGUAAUGCAACAGAACAACAAACAGAACAACAAACAGAACAACA
Messenger RNA from Salpingoeca rosetta, 974 nucleotides. RefSeq lists its product as uncharacterized. Gene Ontology annotation, molecular function: enzyme regulator activity. The record is from RefSeq and is a predicted model, not a curated record. The transcript has 6 exons. Gene Ontology annotation, cellular component: mitochondrial inner membrane. Gene Ontology annotation, biological process: mitochondrial electron transport, cytochrome c to oxygen. Bases 29 to 544 code for a protein of 171 amino acids. Lineage: Eukaryota; Choanoflagellata; Craspedida; Salpingoecidae.